CGGCGCUUGGAGCGGCGGUUAGGGCGCCCGCGAAGCCCUUUGAACGAGGAGGGUGCACCUGUGGCCUUGGUGGCUCGCAGUCUCGCUCCUGCCCUGAGCAAUCUCUAGCUUGGGCGGGGGGAGGAGGAGAAAAACCUCCCUCAGGAGGGGGCCCAUGAGUGAUAAAGUCAUGCAAAUUAAGAAGCCAGUUCCAUUAAUGUCUUGUGGGAAACGUUAGGCAUUUAACAAGACAACCAUGCCUUUGGUCUACAGGUGCGACAGAUAGUUGCGGUUUUUUGUGGCAGUGUGUUGGAGGGGAAAGGGCAGGGGCUUUGGAGCCAGGCAAGUAUGGAUUCCAGUCCAAGUUCCAUAGUCUAGCAAGUUCCGUGGUCUAGCACUUAAGUUAACCUUAACGCUUGGUUCCCGUAUGUGUUCUUUCGUUCAACAUAUAUUUAAGUAGCGUCAAUUAUUGUCUUUAGACAAGAGCGAGAGAAAGUCUGAUAAGGACAGAAAAGUAGAGGGGAGAGAUACACCCUCACAAGAAUGAGCAAGAUAUUAACGACGAAACAGGCAUUAAAUGCCAGGAACACACAGGCUUGUUUCUGGGGCAGGUGACAUCAAACUCACCAAAGAUGGAAACGUGCUGCUCCGCGAAAUGCAAAUUCAACACCCAACAGCUUCCUUAAUAGCAAAAGUUGCAACAGCCCAGGAUGACAUCACAGGAGAUGGUACCACUUCCAAUGUUCUAAUUAUUGGAGAAUUACUAAAACAAGCUGAUCUGUACAUUUCUGAGGGUCUGCACCCUAGAAUAAUAGCUGAAGGCUUUGAAGCUGCCAAGAUAAAGGCCCUAGAAGUUUUGGAGAAAGUUAAAGUAGGGAAGGAGAUGAAAAGAGAAAUCCUUUUAGAUGUGGCUAGAACAUCUCUGCGGACUAAAGUUCGUGCUGACCUGGCUGAUGUGUUAACAAAGGCUCCAGAACCACAUGUUAGGCUACCUCAGGCUGUGGUGGAUUCCGUUUUGGCUAUUAGAAGACCAGGUUACCCCAUUGAUCUCUUCAUGAUAGAAAUCAUGGAGAUGAAGCAUAAAUCAGAAACAGAUACAAAGUUGAUCAGAGGCUUAGUUUUGGACCAUGGUGCCCGUCAUCCAGAUAUGAAGAAACGAGUAGAAGAUGCAUUUAUCCUUACUUGCAAUGUAUCACUAGAAUAUGAGAAAACAGAAGUGAACUCUGGUUUCUUUUAUAAGACUGCAGAAGAAAAAGAAAAAUUGGUAAAAGCCGAAAGAAAGUUUAUUGAAGACAGGGUACAAAAGAUCAUAGACCUGAAAGACAAAGUCUGUGAUAAGUCCAGUAAAGGAUUUGUUGUUAUUAAUCAAAAGGGAAUUGAUCCAUUUUCCUUAGAUACUCUUGCAAAACAUGGAAUAGUAGCUCUGCGCAGAGCAAAAAGAAGAAAUAUGGAAAGACUGUCUCUUGCUUGUGGCGGAAUAGCUGUGAAUUCCCUGGAAGACCUCAGUGUAGACUGCUUGGGCCAUGCUGGUCUUGUAUAUGAGCAUACAUUAGGUGAAGAAAAGUUUACUUUUAUUGAGGACUGUAUUAACCCUCGCUCGGUCACCCUGUUGGUCAAAGGCCCAAAUAAGCACACCCUCACACAAACCAAGGAUGCUCUAAGAGAUGGACUUCGUGCCAUCAAAAACGCCAUUGAAGAUGGUCUGGAACAGCCAACACUGGGCCAGUCCAAGUCAGAAGCCUUGAACUCAAUAUGGGUCUCCCACAUGGGUGGCAAGAACCCAGGCUGUGUGGUUCCAGGGGCAGGUGCAGUUGAAGUGGCGAUAGCUGAAGCCCUUAUUAAGUAUAAGAGAAAAAUAAAAGGAGGAGCUCGUCUUGGAGUCCAAGCUUUUGCUGAUGCCUUACUAAUUAUUCCCAAGGUUCUUGCUCAGAAUUCUGGUUAUGACCUGCAGGAAACACUGGUAAAAGUCCAGGCUGAGCACGUAGAAUCAAAACAACUUGUUGGCGUAGACUUGAAUACAGGUGAACCAAUGGUAGCAGAAGAUGCAAGGGUUUGGGAUAAUUAUUGUGUGAAAAAGCAACUUCUUCACUCUUGCACAGCGAUUGCCACCAACCUCCUCCUGGUAGAUGAGAUUAUGCGAGCUGGGAUGUCUUCUCUCAAAGGGUGAAUUCAAAAUCAACCCCUCCGGAAGCGGAAAUUUAAUAUACCCUACAUCCCACUGCUGUUGUAUAGCCUGGGCCAGUCCUAAUCUUUGACAUAAUAAGUGCAGUUAAUAUCUUUCUGUCCUACCAGUAUUAAAAAUAUUUCACCGCAUUAUAAAGAACACCAAAAUAUGUUCACAAUAAAGGAAUGAUAACAAAUAUUUUCUCUAACAGUGCUGUUCCCCCACCUUUAUUGUAUGGUAUUACAGUUUUCAUCAGAUAGAACCUGCUGUGAUUCUUAGACCUUUUGGGCAACUUUUAAUUAACAAACUAUGGAAUACAGGUUUUAGAGCAUACCAGUCAAUUUCCACUAGAUCAGAGGGUACAAAUACUCUACUCCCCCUCCAGAUUCUUUCAGUAACCUCUUGCAGCCACUCUUUUUCCUAUAAAUAUGGCCUGAUUGUAUCAGUAUAGCUUUGGAUUGCCCUGACUCCCAACCCUGACUUAAUUUAUUUUGUAUGUAGUUUAUUCCUUUUAGUUAGGUGCACAGCUUAUGCUACUGUGCCAGCUCUGGCCGCUCUCUGACCAGAUGGUGAAGUACGGAGCAGGUCUCAUCUGGAAAGGUGGGCGUUGUUGGCACCAACUCAGAAAUAAUUGUUUUUGGCUUUAAAUGUAACUGUUCUGUAUAGGUAUUUAUAGCAAUAUCUUUCUUGUUCAAAACUCUAGGAUUAAUCUAUUGUAUUUUUUUGCUAUUAUUAGGCCUCUUGUAGUUAACUUCUUUUUGUGGAUUCAAGUUGAUGAGAGAUUAGAACAUGACAGGUGCAUUAGCAGAACUUCGGCCUAGUUGUGCAUAUAGGAGAAAUUCCUUUAACCAUUUAAUGUGUUUGUUCAAAGUCUACUUUUCCUACCUAAUAUUUUGUCAAUAUCUUUCCAGAUCAAUAAUCAUCCCGCUGAACCGUCAGUUAUUCAUGGUUGCAUGCCAUUUCAUUGUAUGAUUAUAAAACAAUUUAUCUUACUAAUUGUUUUAAAUUUUUUGUCAUUAUAGGCAAAGAUCUCCUUUCUAAACUUCUGCCUUAUUUUAUAGUAGGGGCCUUUAGAAAUAGGUAUGCCAUGCAAAUUGCCAGACCUUUCCAUGUACAAUGUUUAAAUGAUGACACAUUUUAAAUAUACACAAAGACUAAAAAAUAAUAAACACCUUUAUACCCUUUAAUUCACUUUAACAAAUGGUAACAUUUUGCAAUUUUUGCUGUAGAUUUUCUUUAAAGAAAUAAGUCCAGGUAUUGUUAAAGAACCAUUCCUCUACCCCUAUUAGAUGCUUCCCCCACCCUUUCUCCCUAGAGGUAAUGUUUGAUCUCUGGGCACUUUUCUUCUACUUGUAAUAUAUUUGCAUAUGUCUGUUACAAUGUAAAAUAUCCUAUCUGGAUUUUUAAAAUGCACAAAUAGGGGCAGAUAUUGUGGCACAUCAGGUAAAGCUGAAGCCUGUGACGCUAGCAUCCUAGGUGCUGGUUCGCGUCCUGGCUACUCCACUUCCGAUCCAGCUCCCUGCUCCUAUGUCUGAGGAAAGCAGUGGAAGAUGGCCCAAGUGUCUGGGCCCCUGCCACCCACGUGGGAGACUGAGGUGGGAGUUCCAGGCUCCUGGCUCCAGCCUGGCCCAGCCCCGGCCGUUGCAGCUAUCCAGGCAGCGAACUGGCAGAUGGCAGAGCUCUACAUCUUUCUGUCUCUUCCUCUCUCUCCAUAACUCUGACCUUCACAUAAAGAAACUAAUCUUUAAAAAAAAAUAAAAUGUAGAAAUGAUACCUUAUACAGACAUCCUGCUGCUGUGUUUGUCUUCUACGUAACUUACAGGUUUUGAGAUUGAGCCAUGGAUUCACUUUAGAGUAUUCCAGUGCUUGUUUCUCUACUACAGUGUUAUUUCUCCAUUGAUGGGCUUUUUGACUGUUUGGAAUUUUGUAUCGUUUUAAAUACCACAUUGGUAAAUUUCUUUGUGAGUCUCUCCUCCGGCACAUUUAUGGGAGUGUUUCUAGGAUUACAACCAGCCAGUGGGUUUGCUGACGUUUAGAACUCGUCUUUAUACUAAGUAACUACACCAUUUUGUUUUUCUCCCCUGCAAAGUAUAUAAUUCCCUACAACCUUGUCAAAUCUUGGUAUUUUUGAGCAUAAUUUUAUAUAAAUUUAUAUCUUAAUAGCACAUGAUUCAGCUACUAGUGAAAUUGAACCUAUUUUCAUAAAUAUAUUGGCUGUUUCUGGUUCUAUAAAAUUGUUAAUAUUGUCCAUUUUUAUUUUGAAAUAUUUCUAAUUGGUGUAAGAAAUAGAUGUUGAUAUAUAGAUGAUAUGCCUCAUAUGUAUGAAGUAUUCUCAUUUAUAUUCUUGCCUACUUCAGGAAAUUAUUUUCUAGUUCAUAAUAAAAAUAUUUUCCUAUAUUUUAUUUUUUUGAAUUUAGGCCUCUUAUUUAUCUGGAAAUUUCAGUUGUGUACAGUUUAUUAUGAAUCUAAUUUCUGUAUUCCACCCCCAACCCCCUUGGUAUCCAAGUGUUCUCUCACUGAUUUUCUAAAAAAUGUAUUUAUUUAUUUGAAAGGCAGAGUCACAGAGAGAAGGGGAGAGAGAUCUUCCAUCUACUAGUUCACUCCCCAAACGGCUGCAACUGCCAGGGCUGGGCCAGGCCAAAGCCAGGAUCUUGGAACUCUAUCCCGGUGUCCCACAUGGGUGGCAGGGCCCCAAGCACCUGGGCCAUCUUCUUCUGCUUUCCAAGGAAUAUUAUCAGACAGCUGGAUUAGAAAGGGAGCAGCCAGGACUCGAAGUGGCUCUGAUAUGAGAUGCCAGCAAUAUGGGUGGAGGCUUAACCUACCGAGCCACAUGCCAGCCCCAAACCUAUGAUACCACUUCUGUAGCAUAACAAGGUCUUUUGCAUUUCACUGGAUUGAUCAGCUUUUCUUUAUUUGGGUUUGUUUCUGAUUUAAAUAUUUUGUUCUACUGUUCUGGAUUAUUGUUGCUCUGUCAGUACCACAUGUUUUAACCCAUAAAAUGUCAUGGAAGUCUUGGCCCAUGGGAGGGUGAGUCCUCCUGCCUCCAGCUCUUCUUCAUUGCCUUCCAGCGUCUGGGCUGUUCCCAGAUCCAGCCUUUCCCCCAUUCUGCAGGAAGUUUGCAACCUAGUUGUCAAGUUACACAGAUGUUCUGAUUGGAACUGCCAUGACUGUAGAUUAUUUCAGGAAUAACGGACAUCAUGUAAAUAUUUUGCAUCACUUUAUUUAUAUCUUACCAAAUGCUUCAGUUUUCAACAGAAAAUAUUUUGUUUUCAAUAAAGUUCUAAAUGUUUCCUAUAAAAUGCCCUGCAUUUUAGCUGGAUUUAUUUGAAUAGGGUCUUUUAUGAAAGUUUUGUUUUUGACUAUUUGCUGUGCUAUAGUCCUGCCACGGAGUUUUCUGUAUUGCCUUUAUAUCCCAGUCUUGCUGAACUUCCUUAUUAGUGAAAAAAUUUGGCUGUAGAUGAUUUUGAAAUAUUUGGAUUGAUAAUCAAUUUGCCUAAGAAUAAUAGUUUAGUUCAUUUUUUCCAAAUCCUUAUGCUAUUGUCUCUACUAUUUUCCUAUUUUAUUGAGCUGGCUGAGACCAUUAGUUGUUUAUUAUUAUUAUCAUUUAAAGAUUUAUUUAUAUAUUUGAAAGGCAGAGUUACUAAGACAGAGAGGGAGAGAGAGGUCUUCCAUCUGCUGGUUCACUCCCCAAAUGGCCACAACAGCUGGGGCUGGACCAGGCUGAAGCCAGGAGCCAGGAGCUUCUUCUGGGUCUCUCACAUAGGUGCAGGGACUCAAGUACUUGUGCCAUUCUCCGCUGCUUUCCCAGGCACAUUAGCAGGGAGCUGGACCACAAGAGGAUCAGCUGGGACUUGAACUGGUGCCACAGGCGGGGGCUUUACCCACUGCACCACAGUGCUGGCCCCUUGUUAGUAUAUUAUUAUACAGAUGCAAUCAUGGCUGUCACCUUUAUCCUGUUUCUGCCUUCAAAGGGAUGUUUCUAGUAUUUUCCCUUGUUUUCUUUUUUCCCUCCCUCCUUCCUUUGAAAUAUUGGCAGAUAGUUACACAAAUAGAAAGUUCUCCUUUCUAUUUAUGUUUAAAGAGGGAUUUUUAAAAUCAUUUUUGAGAUAAUUUUUUUUUUAGAUUUAUUUGCUUAUUUGUAAGUUAGAGCCACAGAGAGGUAGAGGCAGAGAGAGAAGUCUUCCAUCCUCUGAUUCACUCCCCAGAUGGCCACAAUGGCUGGAGCUGUACCAAUCUGAAGCCAGGAGCCUGGAGCUUCCUCCAGAUCUCCCACACAGGUGCAGGGGCCCAAGGACUUGGGCCAUCUUGCACUGCUUUCCCAGGCCAUUGCAGAGAGCUGGAUCGGAAGUAGAGUAGCUGGGACUGGAACUGGUGUCCAUAUGGGAUGCCUGCACUGCAGGUGGCGGCUUUAUCUGCUAUGCCACAGUGCCAGCUCCGAGAUGAUGCAUUUUUAAUUUUCAUUAUAGUCAAAGGAUUAAUGCUCAACUAAAGAGUUCAACAAAUAAAAAGUAAAAAGACCAUAGUUCAGCAGGAAAAUAGGCAAAGCCUAUCAACAAUAAUCAAAUGAAAAGAUGUUCAAGUUCACACAUAUAAAGUAAGUUUUAAAAUAGUCACAAAAUUGAAACUAUAGUAACUCUGACUUUCAAAUAAAUAAAUCUUUUUUUUUUUUUGACAGGCAGAGUGCACAUUGAGAGAGAGAAACAGAGAGAAAGGUCUUCCUUUUGCCGUUGGUUCACCCUCCAAUGGCCGCCGCGGCCGGCGCGCUGCAGCCGGUGCGCUGCAGCCGGUGCACCGUGCUGAUCCGAUGGCAGGAGCCAGAUGCUUUUCCUGGUCUCCCAUGGGGUGCAGGGUCCAAGCACCUGGGCCAUCCUCCACUGCACUCCCUGGCCAUAGCAGAGAGCUGGCCUGGAAGAGGGGCAACUGGGACAGAAUCCGGCGCCCCAACCGGGACUAGAACCCGGUGUGCCGGCGCCGCAAGGUGGAGGAUUAGCCUAGUGAACUGCAAUGCCGGCUUCAAAUAAAUAAAUCUUUAAAAAUUUUAGCUCUAACAUUUGAGGGAGAACAUUUUUUUAAAGAUUUUAUUUAUUUAUUUGAGAAGUAGAGUUACAGACAGAGGGAGAGUCAUAGAGAAAGGUCUUCCAUCCACUGGUUCACUCCCCAAAUGGCUGCAAAGGCUGGAGCUCUGCUGAUCCAAAGCCAGGAGCCAGGAGCUUCUUCCAGUUCUCCCACAAGGGUGCAGGGGCCCAAGUGCUUUCCCAGGCCACAGCAGAGAGCUGGAUUAGAAGAGGUGCAGUGGGACUAGAACCAGUGUCCACAUGGGAUGCCAGCACCGCAGGUGGAGGAUUAACCUACUGCACCACAGCACCGGCCCCGAUAUUUGUCUUUCUGUGUCCAGCUUAUUUCACUAUACAUGAUGUCCUCCAGUUGCUCCCAUUUUGGUGCACACAACAAGAUUUCGUUAUUUUUUAUGGUUUAAGAAUAUUCAUGUGUGUGUGUGUGUGUGUGUGUGUGUGUGUGUGUGUUUUCCAUUCAUCUGAUGAUGGACAAGGUUAGUUGAUUCCAUAGUUUGGCUAUAGUGAACAGUGUUGCUAUAAACAUGAUGGUACAGGUAUCUCUUUGAUAAAACAUGUUCAUGUCUUGGAUAUACAGCCAGUAAUGGGAUUACUGGAUCAUAUGGCAAGUUUCUUUUUUUAAUUUAAUUUAAUUUAAUUUUUUUUUGACAGGCAGAGUGGACAGUGAGAGAGAGAGACAGAGAGAGAGAGAGAGAGAUCUUUCACCCACUGGUUCACUUCCCAAAUGUUCACAACAGCUGGGUCUGGGCUAGGCUGAGCCAGGAGCUUUUUCCUGGUUUCCUACGUGGGUACAGGAACCAAACACUUGGGCCAUCCUCUGCUGCUUUCCCAGGAACCUUAGCAGGGAGCUAGAUUGGGAGUAGAGAUGCUACACCACAACACUGGCCCUGGUUUCUAGUUUCUAAGGGAAUCUCCAUACUAAAUUCCAUAGUGGCUGCAUUAAUUUGCAUUCCCACCAGCAGCAUAUAAGAGUUCCCCUUUCUUCACAUCCUUU
Molecule: messenger RNA, 8209 nt
Organism: Oryctolagus cuniculus (rabbit)
Lineage: Eukaryota; Metazoa; Chordata; Mammalia; Lagomorpha; Leporidae
Source: RefSeq, a predicted model, not a curated record